AUCACCAUCGUCCCGAACCUCCAAACCUGUCCACGAAUGCAGAUCGAGUCGAUUCCCGGCCGGGGAACUACUAGUAGCGCCGCCCGGCAGAUCACCUCACCGUUAAAAGAGGCAUUCACGCCCGGCCUGCAGGUCGGUCGCCGCCCUCGACCUCGAGACAGAGCCUUUGCAAGAACGAGACCGGGCCGAUGGCAACAAUGGCUCGCGAGAGGAGGGCGCCGCUUGCCGCGGCCCUGCUGGCCGUGGCGCUGCUCCUGGGUCUGUGCCGCGGCGACGUGGUGCAGUUCAUCUUCGGCGACUCCCUGUCGGACGUGGGCAACAACAACUACCUGACCAAGAGCCUGGCCCGCGCUGCGACGCCGUGGUACGGCAUCGACUUCGGGCGCGGCAUGCCCAACGGCCGGUUCUGCAACGGCCGCACCGUCGCCGACAUCGUCGGCGACAAGAUGGGCCUGCCGCGCCCGCCGGCGUUCCUCGACCCCUCGCUCGACGCCGACACCAUCUUCAAGAACGGCGUCAACUACGCCUCCGGCGGCGGCGGCAUCCUCAACGAGACGUCGUCCCUCUUUAUCCAGAGGUUCUCGCUGUACAAGCAGAUCGAGCUGUUCCAGGGCACGCAGGCGUUCAUGCGGGAGAAGAUGGGGGCGGCGGCGGCGGACAAGUUCUUCGGCGAGGGCUACUACGUGGUGGCCAUGGGCGCCAACGACUUCAUCAACAACUACCUCCUCCCCGUCUACUCCGACUCGUGGACCUACAGCGGCGACACCUUCGUCAAGUACAUGGUGGACACCCUGGAGGCGCAGCUGCGGCUGCUCCACGCGCUGGGCGCCCGGCGGCUGACCUUCUUCGGGCUCGGCCCCAUGGGCUGCAUCCCGCUGCAGCGCUACCUGACCUCCUCCGGCGGGUGCCAGGAGUCCACGAACAAGCUGGCGCGGGGCUUCAACGCGCGGGCGGCGGCGCUCAUGGCGCGGCUGUCGUCGUCGCUGCCGAACGCGACGUUCCGGUUCGGCGACGCGUACGACUACUUCCAGGACAUCAUCGACCGGCCGUACAUGCACGGGUUCAACAACUCGCGGGCGCCGUGCUGCACGCUGGGGCGGAUCCGCCCCACGCUCACCUGCACGCCGCUCUCCACGCUGUGCAAGGACCGGAGCCAGUACGUGUUCUGGGACGAGUACCACCCCACGGACAGGGCCAACGAGCUCAUCGCGCUCGAGACGCUCAGGAAGCUCAACAUCACCGUCGUCGCCAACGCCACGUCCAGUUAGCCAUCGAGCGGAUGCGGAUGGCCGUGGCAGCAAAGCCAGCGCACGAGCGGUGCCUGGGAUUUUGUGAUGAUUGUGUUGUUGUCUGUAAUUGAAGAAAAGCCAAAGCCACUGCAAGGAAUGGAUUAUAUAAUGUAUGAGUGCGAUCAUCUAUUACGUGUUCAUCCUAAAUUGCAGUUUAUUUUGACUUUUCUAAAUAUAUAUAUUUUGUUAUGCAUCUAGAUAUACACUAUGUCGGCAAACAUAACAAAAGCUAUUGUAUCUAGAACAGUCAAAACGGAUUGUAAUUCAGGACCGAUGGAGUAGUAAA
Molecule: messenger RNA, 1575 nt
Organism: Panicum virgatum (switchgrass)
Lineage: Eukaryota; Viridiplantae; Streptophyta; Magnoliopsida; Poales; Poaceae
Product: GDSL esterase/lipase At1g74460-like
Exons: 2
Coding region: 189-1268 (359 amino acids)
Molecular function (GO): hydrolase activity, acting on ester bonds
Source: RefSeq, a predicted model, not a curated record